AUACAACACCUGCCCAACCCUCAAGUUUAUGACCCUCGAGUUCAUACUUACAUACGGAAUUCUGAUGCUCGAAUUGUUCUUCAAAGCUCGUUCCAGUCUUACAUUUCUUCUUCGAACAUGAGUGGUAGAGGACGGAAGUUGCCUUCAUGGAUGAUGAAAUGUACUGCUACUGAGCAAGCAAGCAGUUCAGAGAGAAAAGAAGAAACCAACGAAAAUGGUUUUGUAGAGCCUCAUAGCAAAGCUGUUGAGCCCCAGAAGAAAGUUGAGGCAGAUGAGACAGGGGUCCCAUUGAUUGAGAAUACAUGUAAUGUGCUUAAAAAAUGUGAAGCAAAAACAAGAAAAAGAAAGUCAAACAAGCUUGAUGAAGGUCAAAGUGAAAGAGUACAAGAAGAUGAAUCGUGUUUUAUUAAACCAUGUAAAGGAACUAGAAGCAAAAGUAAGCCUGCUGAAGAUCAAGUUGAUGACUUCCUUGAAAGUCAUAUAGAGAAGAAAUCUGAUGGUAUAGUGAGGAAAAGAGUUCGACACAAUGCUCCUAGGAAGAAGCACACACAAAGUUCAACAAAGAAAUUUCAUAAUGUAACAGCAGAAUCCAGUCCAAGUGAAGAUGACCUUACCGUGGAAGAUCUAGUAAGCAUUGCUGAAGAGUAUGUGAAAGCUGACAGGGAAAAAGAGUAUGAAAAGUCAAAGAAUCUGGAACUUGAACCAAAGACCAAGCCUGUACUUAGGGAAGACUUUCAGAUUGGUGCAGAGAAGGUUCUCACUUCUCGGACGGAAAAGAGAUUGAUCACUGAUCAGCCACUCUCUUCAAAUUCCUCCUUGACCAAGCCUUUAUCUGGCCAAGGAAGCAUCAUGAAUAUGAGUACUACUGAUGACCCUGCUCGAGAUAUGCUUGAAUUGCUUUUGGGUCGCCGGCUAAAGAAGUUAGAAAAUGUAGAGAGGAAGACUGAUGCUAUGACUGAGAAAAUCACACAAGACUACGAGCUCAGUAAAAGGAGUCAAAAUGACACUUUAACGGAAGUGGCCCCUGUGAUGAAGAAGAAACUUAGUCUUAAAGACAAAGUAGCAAAAUUCUUGGAUGGAAUAGUUGAGUAAGCUGAGCUUGAAAGACUACCAAUUAUACGGCACAUAAAGCCCAGCUUCCGAGCAUUUUGGAUUAGUUGCAGCAAUCUAUUUCUCAGAGCCUAAAAUGAUGAUGGCACCCUCAGCAGCAUCAAUGACCUUUGAUCUGGAAUUGAGACAAAAAUAUCUUUCCGGGGUUCAGGUAUUUCUGGAUGGGAACAGGUUCUUCAGUUGAUUGACUGCUGCUUUCCGACUUUUUUGGUAAGUGGACUUUGCCUACUAGCAAUUUCUUCAAUGUGCAGUGAGGACAAGCCUCUUUAAUAGCUAGACCAUUUACUAUAAGCUUUAUCAUACAUGAUAGAGUCGGUUAUUGCAACUUGCUAAGAAAAUCCAGAUUGUUCAGGAAGAACUAUCACUGUAGGAAUGGAGACCGUGCAAUAGAACAAAGGCGAACUGAUCAAUGAGAUAGGCCAGCGUCACUAUUCGUCUGUGCAUUAGCAAAAGAAAUGCAAUGGCAGUUGUGGGUCAAUCAAACAAUUUUAUGUUGCUAUAAACGAAAGUUGCUCGGUUGAGGAUCUCAUGCGAAACUUUCGGAGAAUAGGCUACUUGAGAAAAAUCCUGUUGAGUUGAUCUUCCUGCAGAUCAGAGCUUUUCUGGCUUUCGAGAUAGCUCAGCGGAAUACACACUAUACUUGAAAACACUUUGUGGAGCUUUUAAACUAGUGCUGUGCAAUGCACGAACUGUAAUUAACAUUGAUUGUAUUCUACCUCUUAAUUCUCAAGUAAACACUUCCUUAUUUGUGAUUAGAAUGGGAGUAAUAUGUUGACUUAGUAAUAUAAUAUCCGAAUCAAUGAAAAUGAUUUAAUCAAAUUUCACACUUAUAGUUGUAUAUGUCGAAAAAUAAAAUAAUAAUCCAGCUAUUUGUCUUGUAUAUAUACUUAGUUUUGUAUAGGUCAAUACAGGAAAGAUGAAUAAUUAUUGAUAUUGUUUUAUUGUUUUAAACUUGUAAUAACAUUGAUUAUUGAUAUACCUAAGCUAUUGGUAA
This is a messenger RNA of Beta vulgaris subsp. vulgaris (sugar beet), 2104 nucleotides long. RefSeq lists its product as hypothetical. The record is from RefSeq and is a predicted model, not a curated record. The transcript is spliced from 4 exons. Bases 118 to 1092 code for a protein of 324 amino acids. Lineage: Eukaryota; Viridiplantae; Streptophyta; Magnoliopsida; Caryophyllales; Amaranthaceae.